GCUCGUGGGGCGUUUGACGUUCGACUGGGGCCUUCUGCCCCCAAGCGACUUGCCAAACGCUGGACUAGUGCAGCAGCUGUCCGCUUCGCUUCUGAUUCGCGAGCUUAGGAAGGCCGCUGCUGCGAGGCGGGACCGUGACGCUGACGGUGCCUCACUAUCAGCCUGCCGCUGCGCGGCUCAUAUCUUGCGCCUGGGAGCAGGUCUCGUCGCGCCAACACAGAAGCGUCAACCGUCGCUAUGCCUUCUGCCAGCGACCCGGCCGGAGCAUCCACCAGCGGCCGCGAUUUGUCGCAGCGACUGCAGAUUGGCAAGACCCUCGGCUCCGGGGCAUUUGCCAUUGUGUACAAGGCGGCUUUCGAUGGGCGGGAGGUGGCCCUCAAGGUGCUGCUCCCCCAGCACCAGCCCUCCCACCGAGAGGACUGCCCGGUCCGGAUGUUCAUCAGGGAGGGCGAGCUCCUACGCCGACUAGACCACAGCCACGUGGUGCGCUGCCACGCCGUGCUGGAGCUGCCGCCCGGCUUCCCCGGCCUGCUGCGCGGCUACAGCCGACCCGCCUGGGCGCUGGUGCUGGAGCUGCUGGAGGAGGGCAGCCUGUGCAGCCUCAUGCACAGGCAGCUGCUGGCGCCGUGGAAGUUCAUCUACGACAAUGAACAAGCCAUGCAAUGGAGCAUCCAGACCGCGGGCGCGCUAGCGUACCUGCACGCCUGCAGCCCGCCCGUCAUCCACCGGGACGUCAAGCUGGAGAACGUCAUGUUGAGCCGGACUGAGGGCAAGGGCACUGCGCCCGUGGCCAAGCUCGUCGACCUGGGCCUACACACGUGCCCACUUAGAUUGGAGCGCUGCACCCGCCAGACGCUGCUGCGUGUGUCCAUGAGCCGCACAGCCAGCCGCCGCAGCUUCCGCCGCGCAGCCUCAGGCAUAGGCGUCCUGAGCCUGGACGCUGUCAACGUAGCCAACGUUGGCGGUGGAGGUGGCGGCGGCGGCGGCGGCCGCGCCGCCAGCAAUGCUGACGUAAGCGGCCUGUACCAUCACCAGCAGCAGGCGCCGGUGUCAUUGCCAUGCGUCGGCGCUCCUGCCCCAGUGCUCGUAUCCGCCAUCAUGUCGCCCACAGCGAUGGCGUCAGCCGCCGCCAGCAGCGUCGUCAGCGCCGCGCUCGAAGAGGAACGGGCGUCCGCGUCCUGCUUCUACGCCGUCCAAGACGACGGCUCUUCCGCGGUGCCGGUGGACGUGCGGAACAACAACAUGGGCGAGCGGCUGAGGCCACUGCACGGCGUCACUGCGCCGCCGCCGCUGGUGCUCGAGGGCCGUGUGCUGGGCCCCCACAGCCGGCCUGGAUCGGGUCGCAUUCUCCGCGUGGGCAGCACCAACGGCGCAUCGCCGCUGCCGCGCGCUUCCACCGCCGGAGGAGGCGUAUUGGGUGCGCUGGUGGAGGUGUGUGAGGAGGACGCGCUUCGGGCACGCGCGUCCGCCGAGGCCCCCACAGACCAGCAGCCGGGGCCGGUGGCGGCGGCGCAGCAGCUACUGCAGCAACCAGCGCAGCAGCCGGGCGGCGGCGGCGAUGUGCCUGUCCAGGCAGUGGCCGCGACUUCCUUGCGGCCGGAGACCGCCAGCACGGACAGUGAUGGCAGCGGCGGCACCGCCGCCGCACCGCCCACCACCACCGCUGGCAGCACCCUCAACACCUCCCUCGCGCGCUCCAGUUACGGCGACAUCCUGCCCAACCUGGUCAACACCGGCGGCGGCGCGGGCGCCACCAUCUCCAUCGGCAUGGAGCUGCAGAGCCGGAUGCCUUCAUACGCCGAAAGCACGGCCACGGGUGUCACCGACUGCGGCGGCAGCCUCUUCAACAUGCCGCCGCCUCCGUCCAUGGUGCUAGCGGCGGCGGACGGUGGCCCUGCUGGCGGCGCUUGCAGCGCGAGCGCCGCAGCCGUGCUGGCACAACACCCCAGCCGCCGGCGCCUGGGCGGACACCACCUGCUAUUCCGCAACUCGCCUGCUGGGUCGUCUUACAGUGGCUCCGCCAGCAACACAGCCAGCGGCGCCGCGCCCGAUGCCGCCAAGUCCGACCCAACCUGCGGCCGCGGCACUCCCUUUGCGCAGCUCUCGGUGGUCGGUGUGGCUGCAGCAGCGGGCGCUGACGGCGCCGCCGCAACAUCAGCCGCAGCGCUACAGAGCAGGCCGUCCUCCCUGCCGUCCGGCGCCUCUCCCCGCGCUGCCGCCGCGCACGCGCACCAUGUACAGCAGCACCACCCCACGACUCGCAGCUGUCUCUCUGCCGUCACGCACGCCCACGACCCCACCUCUGCCGCCGCCGCCGCCGCCGCCUCCACCGUAACCUCCACGCCCGGACGGCUCGUCAGCGUCGCGGCAAUGCCUUCGCGCCCCGCCUCCCUCUCCGGCUGCCGCGCCGCUGCCAUGGCCGCCGCCUCCGCCUCCGCCGCGGACGCGGCUCAAGCUCAUGUCCUAGCCACGUCGAUGCCGCCGCCGGCUGCGGUCCUCGACGCGGAUCCCGGUGGCGUUAACAGCCGGCCGGCCACGGCGCGAGACGUGUCCCUGUCGCUGGGGGCGCUCCUGGACACCGGUGGCGGAGAGGAGGCGGGCACACACGCGACUCUUGAGGUGGUGUACCGCCUCACGGGCGAGACCGGCAGCUGCAUGGCGAUGGCUCCCGAGAUCCGGCUGCAGCAGCCGUACAACGAGAAGAUAGAUGUGUACGCCUUCGCGAUCCUGCUGUACGAGGUGUGGAGCCGCUCGCUGCUGGCCGUGAGCCACGUGGGCACCAAGCGCCCCGACAUGCCUGAGAUGAUCCACAAAUGCGAACAGUUCCCGGACCUCAUCGUCAGCGGCUGGCGGCCGGCGCGGGCGGGCGCCAUUCCCGAGCCCAUCUGGCAGGUCAUAUGCGAGUGCUGGGACUCGGACCCUUUGGCACGUCCCACCAUGCUGGAGGUGGAGGCCCGCCUGCAGCAGCUGCUGGCCGAACAGCCCGAGUCGGUCAUUGGUGUGGCCAGCGGCAAGGGGGGCAAGAAGCUGACGGCCACGUCAUCUGCUGGGGCUGCCGGUGGCGGUAGCAGCGGCGGCGGGGGGAGGGCAGCUGCGGCAGCAGGCUGUGGCUGCGUGAUUUGUUAAGGUGUGAGAGGGGCGGCGGAGGUGUUGGUUGGGUGAGACAGGCAGUUGUGUACCGUGCGGCUAGGCUUUUGGUUGAGAGGGCUGCUUGAGAGAGCAUUUUGUCAAUUCGGCAGGGGCGGAUGCGUGGGGAAGCAAAGCGUACGACUGCACGUGCGGAUUGCCUGGUGGGCAAGAGGCGGUGGAAAAUAAAGAAGACGUGUUAUGGGCGGUACACACAUUUGCAAGAUGCAUAAGCAUCGGGGGAAGAGUAUGCGAUGCCGUGAUUUGGCUGCUGUGCACGUGCAAGUGCACACACGCGCAUCACCGCGGUGGCACCCUUUGGAAUUGCAUUUACGCUGCUGGCACCGGCAGCCGCGCAUGGUGCACAGUGCGCAAAUGGUUGCUCCCGUUGCCUCGUUCGGACACAGCAGAUAUGCACAACACCUUGACAUGACACACACAUUGCAACCAACCCACCCCAGUUGUGCAACAGUAGCCUGGCGUCGAUUGCCAAGGCUGCUUAUGCGAGUGGCAAGGUACUUGGAGAAAUGCAUUAUUUGUCUUGCUGCUGCGGCCGUGUGCCGACCUUCUUUGGUUGAGGACUUGACAUUAUUGUGAUGCUGUAUUGCUUGAUUGUGCAUGCGCCAUCAUAGAGCGUCAUCUGGGUUCCGCUUGUGAACUGUGUAGAGCAGGUGAUGCACACGUGCUUGUUCAGAUUGGCCAGUCCUCUAAGGGGAAACAGGGGAAGCCAGUGCAUUUUGCGGCAGCGGCGGGGCGGAAGGGUUAAGAAUUGUGUGACGGGUGACGCAGUGAAUGGCAUCGGCUACCUGGCUUUGUGGGCUCGCCCCAACUCCGCAUGCAGUCACCUGAUGCCAAUGUGCAGGGAUGGCAGGGACGUGUGCAUGAACAAGGUAACUGGGCGGCACUGCCUACCGCAUAAGGAAGUACGAAGCGCAGCAGGGAAGUAGGCGCUCACGAUUGGUGCGGUUGCGGUCGACUGGCACUUGUGGCUGUCGGCCCUGUCAGGCACACGCAUCCGCGUACCUUGCUGCGAAGUGGGGGCUGCAUCGUUGCGAGAGUGCGUGCCGCCAUUCCUCGACUGCUCGACCUUGACUGGAUCUGAUGAAGAGGGAACUUUAUUCAUCCUGGGCUCGAUUGCCAGUAGUCUGUUAUGGGGUUUCAUUAGUUGCUCGAGUGUCAUCCGCUGUAGGGAUGACAGGGUGAGGAAGAGGACAGGUUUUAGAUCCAAGGGCCAGCAGGUUGACAGCGUACCUGUAGCGGCUUUGUGAGAAUGGGUUGGCGGCUUGGCGGCUUGGCGCAACGGAUGGUACGUGAACUGGGAGGCGUUGUGAACGAGAACGUGUCUACUUACAUCAUGGGUAUGUUGCCAGAGAAGCUGAAGCAGCGAGGUGUGUGGUCCAGAAGGACAGUGACAGGGUGAUGGAAGCAGGUGUUGAGGGGGCAGAGCGUCAGUUCCGAUGCGGGCUCACUGCUGCCCCAGCGGCUGGCCCCAAGCCAAUGGUCGUCACACGUUCCCAAUGCACGUGUGUCGCUACGCUGUACACCAAAAGGUGCUGGUAGUGCUCUUGGUAGCGUGGCCAUGCAUGUAUGGUCGUACGGUAUCAUUGGCGCGCAUGGCAGCAGCCGCUACCCAGUACUAGUUGUUAUCUGCACCGCCAGUCGAAGGGGUGGUAUGGCAUAAUAGCCCGUGUUACUACAGCAGCCAGAUGAUGAUCGUGUGCUUUGGGCGGCAUGUGUGGUAUCGAGCGGGAGCGAACAACGGCGCUCGCGGCGCUAGAAGUGAGGUCCCAUGCGCAAUGCCGAGUAUGCGGCUGCGUAUGCUACCUCCAACUGAGAUACCCGUGAAGGAUAGCGGGGCGCACGGAGUUCUGUUGAGGCCAUUUCGGGAAACCGCGUCACUGUGACGGAACCGGCAUGUUGCUUUGGGUACCGCAGUUGCACUGCAGCUUGCGCGUGGCGUACAGCCAUACGCGGCAGCCGUGCAGGAGCCGGCAAGGCCGGGGGCAGAAUGGCGAGCGUUGCAGCUGAUGGAUGCGUUGCGGGCCAGGCGCUUGAGGGCUGGUGCUCUUGCAGAUGGUCGUACCGUCGUAGCUGCUUACGCCAUAUGUGUGAGUGGGUUCGUGUGUUGGACGAUACGCCCAGGACCUACCCCGGGACACCUCCCAGUCCAUUUCUACAGCCCUAUGCAUUCAACUCCCGCGACCGUGUUGGUGCGUCAUGAAAGCAGUCGGAGUGUCAGACAAGCCUCGCCACUCA
This is a messenger RNA of Chlamydomonas reinhardtii, 5382 nucleotides long. RefSeq lists its product as uncharacterized. Gene Ontology annotation, molecular function: protein kinase activity; ATP binding. The coding region runs from base 238 to 3126 and encodes 962 amino acids. The transcript has 10 exons. Lineage: Eukaryota; Viridiplantae; Chlorophyta; Chlorophyceae; Chlamydomonadales; Chlamydomonadaceae. The record is from RefSeq and is a predicted model, not a curated record. Gene Ontology annotation, biological process: protein phosphorylation.